UACAUAAUUUAUACUUUCCAUUAGUUUUUAUCUUUGAUGAAGUAAUCGAUUCAACUGCGAUCAAUACUCUCCUUCGAGCAAAUCCAAACCGACAGCUCAUGGAUUCCCAACCUUGUCCUUCACUCCACUACUACAAAUUAGCUCACCAUUGACGCACCUUUCACAGGGACAACACUAGCUUCCAAGCUCCAACUCCGGCCGCAUCACAAUGAUCUCCUCAAUUCUCCUCCCCGCACUUGCUAUCCUUUCCAUCUCUACCCUCCUAGGCCGAGCAACCUCUGCCAUUGCCGCCUCCGCCGCAGCACCGGCCCCCAGUACUACUGUCGCCACCACCCCGUCCUCGUCGGGCGGCGGUGGCCUCAACCUCACCUCCAUUCUCGAAAAGGGAGCUCACUACACGACCUUCCUCCGCCUCCUCCGGGAUACUCGCGUAGGUGAGCAGAUCGAGAGCCAGCUCAACAACUCCUACAACGGCCUUACCGUCUUCGCCCCCACCGACGCUGCCUUCGCCGGGCUGAAGCAGGGCACCCUCAACAGGCUCGCUACGCAGGAGCAGGUUGCCCUCGUGCUCUACCACGUCCUCCCCCGCUUCUACACCCUCUCCUCCUUCGAGACCACCAGCAACCCCGUCAACACGCAGGCCUCCGGCCACGGCGGCGUCUACACCAUCAACGUCACCAGCACCGACAGCGGCGAUGGAGUCAACGUGUCGACCGGGGUCAAUAAGACGCCGGUCAGGGACCACAUCUACUUGACGUUUCCGUUGGCAUUGUACUCGGUGGACAAGGUGCUGCUGCCGUCCCAGCUCUUCGGGCCGAAAGCGCCUGCGCCGACGCCGGGGAAGAGGCCAGGAAAGAGUUCUCCGUUGGAGGCCAAAGGACCGGCGGCGGAAGCCGAUUCCGCUCCUGAUUCUGCAGGUAGUUCGACGGUGGUGAGAUUGGAAUGGGUUUUGGCUGCGGCGGUGCUCGUAAUUGGGAAUUUGAUUCUCUGGUGAUAAUUGCAUGAACAUUGGCUUAUCGGGGUUGUGCUUUUGGCUGUUAAAUAAGUAGUUUAUUUUCCAAUAUUGGUUUCGCUCGCAUCUUGUGAAAUUCUGUCAAUGAUCAAUUGAUUGAACUCGUUCCUUUUUUCAUUAAAAAAAUGUAUUAGUUCAUGUGCAUCAAUGUAAUUACUCAUGAUAUGUACCAUAAUAAAUAUACUGUGUUUGCAUGAUUGCACGAA
Messenger RNA from Zingiber officinale, 1218 nucleotides. Its product is annotated as fasciclin-like arabinogalactan protein 6. The record is from RefSeq and is a predicted model, not a curated record. The transcript has a single exon. Lineage: Eukaryota; Viridiplantae; Streptophyta; Magnoliopsida; Zingiberales; Zingiberaceae. The coding region runs from base 209 to 994 and encodes 261 amino acids.